Molecule: messenger RNA, 1617 nt
Organism: Suncus etruscus (white-toothed pygmy shrew)
Lineage: Eukaryota; Metazoa; Chordata; Mammalia; Eulipotyphla; Soricidae
Gene: MCOLN2
Product: mucolipin TRP cation channel 2
Exons: 13
Coding region: 1-1617 (538 amino acids)
Cellular component (GO): lysosomal membrane; plasma membrane
Molecular function (GO): NAADP-sensitive calcium-release channel activity
Source: RefSeq, a predicted model, not a curated record
AUGUCUCAUAAUGAUUUUGAGGGGAAAGAGAAAUGCCUGCGAGAAGAUCUGCAGUUCUACUUCAUGAACCCUUGUGAAAAAUACCGAGCCAGACACCAAAUUCCGUGGAAGUUGGGCUUGCAGAUUUUGAAGAUCAUCAUGGUCACCACACAGCUUAUUCGUUUUGGUUUAAGUAACCAGUUGGUGGUUGCUUUCAAAGAAGAAAACACUGUUGCUUUUAAGUAUUUAUUUUUGAGAGGCUAUUCUGGUGAGGAUGAAGAUGACUACAGUUGUAGUGUAUACACUCAAGAGGACACUUAUGAAAGCAUCUUUUUUGUCAUUAAUCAGUAUUAUCAUCUAAAGAACAUCUCUGUGGGGACCCUUGGAUAUGGAGAAAAUGAAGACAAUGACAUUGGCUUAAAAGUCUGUAAGCAGCAGUACAAGAGAGGGACCCUGUUUCCUUUAAAUGAGUCUCUGAACAUUGACAGCGACAUUGAGAAAGAUUGCAGUCACUUACCUCUCCUGAUCCUUUCCAAGAAGCCCCAGGAAUGGAAGAACUCACCAUUCUUCACACUAGAAUUUUAUCGCCUCUUACAAGUUGAAAUCUCCUUUCACCUUACGGGCAUCGACUUGCAGACGAUUCAUUCCCGAGAGCUACCAGACUGCUAUGUCUUCAAGAACACUAUUGUCUUUGACAAUAAAGCUCACAGUGGCAAAAUCAAAAUCUAUUUUGACACUGAGGCCAAGAUUGAAGAAUGCAAAAACUUGAACAUAUCUGGAACUAUUCAGAAAAAUACUCAGUACGUCCUUAUAUUUGAUGCAUUUGUCAUUGUGAUUUGCUUGGCGUCUCUCAUUCUGUGCACAAGAUCCAUUGUGCUCGCUGUCCAGUUGCGCAAGAGAUUUCUAAAUUUCUUCCUGGAAAAGUACAAGCGCCAUGCGUGUAAUACUGACCAAUGGGAGUUCAUCAAUGGAUGGUAUGUCCUAGUGAUUAUCAGCGAUCUCAUGACAAUAAUUGGAUCCAUAUUAAAAAUGGAAAUUAAAGCUAAGAAUCUCACAAAUUAUGAUUUGUGCAGCAUUUUGCUUGGAACAUCUACACUUUUUGUCUGGGUUGGAGUCAUCAGAUACCUGGGUUACUUUCAAGCAUAUAAUGUGCUUAUUUUAACGAUGCAGGCCUCCUUGCCAAAAGUUCUUCGCUUCUGUGCUUGCGCUGGUAUGAUUUAUCUGGGCUACACCUUCUGUGGCUGGAUCGUCUUAGGACCAUAUCAUGCUAAGUUUGAAAAUCUGAAUACAGUUGCUGAGUGUCUAUUUUCUCUGGUCAAUGGUGAUGAUAUGUUUGCAACCUUUGCUCAAAUCCAGCAGAAGAGUAUCCUGGUGUGGCUGUUCAGUCGCCUCUAUUUAUACUCCUUCAUCAGUCUUUUUAUAUACAUGAUUCUCAGCCUUUUUAUUGCACUGAUUACAGAUUCUUAUGACACCAUUAAGAAAUACCAAAGAAACGGGUUUCCUGAAACAGACCUUCAGGGAUUCCUAAAGGAAUGCAGUAGCAAAGAGCAAUAUCAGAAAGAGCCUUCAGCCUUCCUGUCCUGCAUCAGCUGCCUGAGGAGGGAAGGAAAUGAUGACCACUUGAUGCUCAUUAACUAA